Messenger RNA from Oreochromis niloticus (Nile tilapia), 1602 nucleotides. Its product is annotated as Fc receptor-like protein 5. Gene Ontology annotation, biological process: cell surface receptor signaling pathway; immune response. Gene Ontology annotation, molecular function: transmembrane signaling receptor activity. The record is from RefSeq and is a predicted model, not a curated record. Gene Ontology annotation, cellular component: external side of plasma membrane. Lineage: Eukaryota; Metazoa; Chordata; Actinopteri; Cichliformes; Cichlidae. The coding region runs from base 56 to 841 and encodes 261 amino acids. The transcript has 5 exons.
AACUACCACACCAGUAGCUCUGCUUCACUGAAAACUAUUUAGAGUUGUUUCAAAAAUGCCACACAGUCUGUUGGUCAGUCUGCAGCAACAUAUCAUGGAGGUCAGAGCUCUCUGCAUCAGACUGCUGAUGACCGUCAACAUCCUGUUGUGCAGACAUGAUCAGAAUGUUGAUGCAGUUUCUCUUCGUAUUGUUCCAAACAAAUCCCAGUUUUUUAAAUAUGAGUCAGUUAGUUUUUACUGUGAGGAGAUCUCUAAUGGACACGUGUUAUAUAAGAUGAAAGAGGAAGUAGAGCAAUGCAACACAACCAGCAAGAAAACAACAGCAUCAUCAACAGGUUCACAGUGCACCAUUCAUUAUCUUUAUGCAAGUGACAGUGGAGAAUACUGGUGUGGGACAGCAGGAGGGAACAGAAGCAACAAUAUCUACAUCACUGUCACUGAUGGUUCUGUGAUCCUGGAGAGUCCUGCUGUUCCUGUGAUGGUGGGAGAUGCUGUAACUCUUCGCUGCAGAAUCAAGAUGCUUUCCUCCAACUUCACAGCUGAUUUCUACAAAAAUGGGCGUCACAUAGGGAGCAGCUCAACAGGAAACAUGACCAUUCACGAAGUUUAUAAGACAGAUGAAGGACUUUACAAGUGCAACAUUUCAGGAGGCGGUGAAUCCCUAGCAAGCUGGCUGUCUGUCUCUCUGCCAUGUCUCACAGUCAGUUACACAGAGACUCAUAUUGACCUCAUCUUACGGACUGUGUUCAACAUCGUGAUGGUGGCUCUGCUGCUGCUGCUGCUGGGAUUUCUUUGCUGUGGGAAAAUCAAAGUUACAACAACAAAUUCACCAGCAUGUUAAUGCAACUGUUGUGAAACACGAAACAGUGCAAUGAUGGCAAGUAGUGCAAAUAAAAAAAUAGAAAGACAUUAAUGUGCUUCAUUUAUUUUGGGUAUUUUAUUUUUAAGUUUCUAGAAGCAGAUCCAUUAUGUGCUGGGACAGUUUCAAGAAAUGAAAACAUGAAACAUAUUAUAUUCCAAUAUUUCACCAAAACUUUGCAUCAGCAUAUCUGUAAAGUAUCCACAUCAAGUAUCCACUGCUUCUUCUUUAUAAAAUUGCUUUUGUGUACACACAUGUGAGCUGUGACUUUCUUUGUACUGACACAUUUCUCAGAUGUAUUUAGAGUCAAACUGUGUGUAGCAUUAUAUCUCCCUGGGAGAAAAUGUUGCAGUGUUUCAUGCUGGGGCGGAGUAGGACCGCUGAAACAUGCUGCCACUAUUGCAAAACAACUGACUUGAAAAAUUUCCAACACCCUGUAUAACAUGUACAGGGAAUGUCACUUUUUUAAAAACAGAAUUAAAUGACUGCUAUCAAAUAGUCACAGCCUGCAAAACGUCAGCUUAAAAAUGAUAUCAUACCAGUCCAAAAAUUGUCAGCUACGAAAAGCUAAGGGAGAAAUAACUACAAUUAGUUGGGGUGUAUGCAUACUUUUGACUCUGUGUGAAAUAGAAAAUAUAAAAAAUAUUUUAAAACUUCUGUGCCCAUUAACUGUUCUUUAAAGUCUUUAAUGAUGUAUGUUGUACCAUUUCACUCUGGAAAAAGAAGUGUGUGCUUUUUAUUAA